AAAGGGGCCACCUCACCACCACCACUACCACCACCACCAAACGCUCUCUCUCUUCUUUUCUUCUCCUCUCUUCUCUUUCUAACUUAUGUUCCCUGUCUUCUUACUCCACCAAAAUGACUCACCUCGUCUCUCCUCCACCACCACCGCCUACCACCAUUCCUCUCUUCUUCUUCUUCUUCUUCUUCUUCUUCACUCCUACUCUUUCACUACCCACCUCCUAGUCUCCCUUCACUUCUCUCCAUAACAAACUUUCACCCAUCUCUCAAUCUCACCAUUCACCUCAUCACUCCACCAUGCUCAAACUUAUAGUCGAAGUCCAUGACGCCGGCGACCUCAUGCCCAAAGACGGCGACGGCUUCGCCAGUCCCUUUGUGGAAGUAGACUUCGACCAGCAGAAACAGAGGACACGGACCAAGCCCAAAGACCUCAACCCUCAGUGGAACGAGCACCUGGUGUUCAACGUCACCGACCCAAGAGACCUUCCCAACAAGACCAUCGAAGUGGUUGUCUACAAUGACAGAAAAGCAGGCCACCACAAGAACUUUCUUGGCCGGGUCCGAAUCUCCGGCGUCUCCGUCCCUCUGUCGGAGUCAGAAGCCACGGUCCAGCGUUACCCACUUGACAAAAGAGGCUUGUUUUCCAACAUCAAAGGCGACAUCGCUCUUCGAAUCUAUGCGGUUCAGGAUUCCGGUAGCGCUCCUCAACAACAGCAACAGGAAUAUGGUAAUGUUGAAACUGGUACUGCUAAUACCAGUGACGUAGAGAAUCCUCAUAUAUUUUCGCCUCCUCCUCUGCAAGAAAUCAAUGGUAAUACUCAUAGGAUGGAUGAAGAAGCCGAGCAUCAUCACAUGGCUGAGAAGAUGAUGAAGAAGAAGAAGGAACAGGAAGUGAGAACUUUUCACUCUAUUGGAACAGGAGGUGCUGCUGCUGCUUCUUUCGCUCAUGCUCAUCCACCUUCAUCCGGGUUUGGGUUUGAAACCCACCACCAAAAAGCACCCCAAGUUGAAACGAGGACGGAUUUCGCCCGGGCGGGUCCGGGUCCGGGUGCUGCCACGGUUAUGCAUAUGCAGGGACCUCCGAGGCAGAACCCGGAGUAUGCGCUGGUGGAGACUAGUCCACCACUGGCGGCCCGCCUCCGGUAUAGACCUGGCGGGUAUACAGGGGAUAAGACCUCCAGCACAUAUGAUUUGGUGGAGCAGAUGCAUUACUUGUAUGUGAGUGUGGUGAAGGCUAGAGAUCUUCCAACCAUGGAUGUGACUGGAAGCCUCGAUCCUUAUGUGGAAGUGAAGCUUGGGAACUACAAGGGAUUCACGAGGCACUUGGACAAGAAUCAAAACCCGGUGUGGAACCAGAUUUUCGCUUUCUCCAAGGAGAGGCUGCAGUCGAAUUUGGUGGAAGUUACUGUGAGAGACAAGGAUGUUUUGAAGGAUGAUCAUGUGGGGAGAGUUUUAUUUGAUCUCACAGAUGUCCCAGUUCGAGUUCCGCCGGAUAGUCCUCUUGCUCCUCAGUGGUACAGAUUGGAGGACAAGCAUGGGGUCAAGGUUAGAGGGGAGAUCAUGCUUGCUGUUUGGAUUGGGACUCAAGCUGAUGAGUCAUUUUCUGAUGCUUGGCAUUCUGAUGCACAUGACAUUAGCCAUGGCAAUCUUGCUAGCACAAGAUCAAAGGUUUACUUCUCACCGAAACUAUAUUAUCUUAGAGUUCAAGUUCUUGAAGCUCAGGACCUUGUCCCUUUAGACAGAAGCAGAGCUCCGGACCCAUAUGUGAAGAUACAGCUUGGUAAUCAGAUGAGGGUCUCAAGGCCUUCUCAAGUUCGUACCAUUAACCCACUUUGGAAUGAUGAGCUCAUGUUGGUUGCAUCUGAGCCAUUAACCCAAGAAGUCUUAGUCAUAUCGGUGGGUGACAAGGUUGGACCUGGCAAGGAUGACCUGUUAGGAAUGGUGAUUCUUCCGGUUAGAGACCUUCCACAAAGACUGGACCAUCAUAAGCUUCCUGAGCCUCGCUGGUACAAUCUUCAGAAGCCUUCAAUGGCAGGUGAACAGGAAAGUGAGAAAAAGAAAGAGAAGUUUUCGAGCAAGAUUCAUCUCCGUCUCUGUUUGGAUGCAGGGUAUCAUGUUCUUGAUGAGUCUACACAUUUUAGCAGUGACCUUCAGCCUUCUUCCAAGCACCUGAGGAAAGCAAACAUUGGAAUUCUGGAACUUGGGAUUCUCAGUGCCAAGAAUUUGCUCCCUAUGAAGGGUAGGGAGGGUAAGACUACUGAUUCAUACUGUGUGGCCAAGUAUGGGAACAAAUGGAUUCGAACUAGAACACUUCUCAACACUCUGAACCCUCGCUGGAAUGAGCAGUAUACUUGGGAAGUGUAUGAUCCAUGUACUGUCAUCACCGUUGGUGUUUUCGACAAUCAUCAUAUCCAUGGAAGCCAUGAAGACACGAGGGACCAGAGGAUUGGGAAGGUAAGAAUCAGGUUGUCCACUUUAGAAACUGAUCGGAUUUAUACACAUUACUAUCCCCUGUUGGUUUUGACGCCCUCUGGUUUGAAAAAGCAUGGUGAACUUCAGUUGGCAUUGAGGUUCAGUUCUACAGCUUGGGUCAAUAUGGUAGCUCAAUAUGGAAGACCAUUGCUUCCAAAAAUGCAUUAUAUCAAUCCUAUACCUGUUAGGUAUGUUGAUUGGCUUCGCCACCAGGCAAUGCAGAUUGUGGCUGCACGACUAUCUCGAGCAGAGCCACCACUGAGGCGGGAGGCUGUUGAGUACAUGCUAGAUGUAGAUUACCAUAUGUUUAGUCUGAGGAGAAGCAAAGCCAACUUCCAUCGUAUCAUGUCAGUUCUCAGCGGAGUCACCAUGGUCUGCAGAUGGUUCAAUGACAUUUGCACCUGGAGAAACCCGGUCAUGACGUGCCUGGUGCAUAUUUUGUUCGUGAUUCUAGUUUGCUACCCAGAGCUGAUCCUGCCAACAAUCUUCCUCUACCUCUUUGUGAUUGGCUUAUGGAACUAUAGGUCCAGGCCAAGGCACCCACCUCACAUGGAUGCUCGGAUUUCACAGGCAGAGUUUGCACACCCGGAUGAAUUGGACGAGGAAUUCGACAGCUUCCCUACAAGUCGACCCGCGGACAUUGUGAGAAUGAGGUAUGACAGGUUGCGUAGCGUGGCGGGUAGAGUGCAAACUGUGGUUGGAGAUUUGGCAACCCAGGGGGAAAGAGCUCAAGCACUACUAAGCUGGAGGGAUUCAAGGGCUACAGCAAUCUUCAUCAUCUUCUCGUUGAUCUGGGCAGUUUUCAUAUACAUUACUCCCUUCCAGGUUGUGGCAGUGCUGGUUGGGCUCUAUAUGCUACGGCAUCCACGAUUCCGACACAAGUUGCCUUCUGCACCUGUUAAUUUCUUUAAGAGAUUGCCAUCAAAGUCGGAUAUGAUGCUAUGAGAUUUUAGCAAGAUGCCUUCUGCACCUGCACUCAUCACGUUCAUUAUUUUGUAAGAACAGUUUCGUUACUUAUUUACCUCAUUCUUGUAAAGAAAAAGGGUAUUCCAUAAAAUAAACUGAGCAUAAAGCACAAGGAAAGACAAAUGUGAUAAUGUGCUUCCUGCACUUUUCCUGAA
Molecule: messenger RNA, 3589 nt
Organism: Rosa rugosa (rugosa rose)
Lineage: Eukaryota; Viridiplantae; Streptophyta; Magnoliopsida; Rosales; Rosaceae
Product: multiple C2 domain and transmembrane region protein 6
Exons: 1
Coding region: 294-3413 (1039 amino acids)
Source: RefSeq, a predicted model, not a curated record